AUGCCCAUAACUAAUGAAACACGGCGGAGAUUAGGUGCUACAGAUUACGCAAUUGCAGGUUCUCUUAGUGGAAUGACCUCCAGAUUUUUAACUCAGCCACUAGAUGUUGUAAAAAUCAGAUUCCAGUUGCAAGUUGAGCCCAUACAUAAACUCACACAAGACGCCUAUUAUAAGGGAGUCACCCAUGCUUUUAAAAAAAUAUUGAGGGAAGAAGGUGCUACCGCUUUGUGGAAAGGACAUGUAUCUGCUCAACUACUGUCUAUUGUGUAUGGAUUCACUCAGAAUUAUGGUGUAACUGUUUGUCACUUAGUGCUUUUUUUUCGAAUAUCACAUUCUAUUCGCUUUGUAAAUUGUGUUUUUGAACUUUCACAGUUUUCUUCUUUUGAAGUAAUUGCCAGAAAUACUCCUGGCCAAACUCGUCAUGAUCCAUAUGUGCAGUUUGCAUGUGGAGCAAUGGCAGGUUUCAUUGCAACGAUAUUUUCCUUCCCCUUUGAUGUCAUAAGAACCCGAUUUGUAGCCCAAGGCGAACCCAAGGUGCUUCAUUCACAUCUUGGUGAUGAUGAUUCUAGAAAUAGUGUUUUUGCACCUAUGCCUGUUAAAGGAGCUCUGAUUUGUGGAUCUUUAGCAGGAAUAUUUACAAAAACAGUAGUUUAUCCUUUUGAUCUUAUACGCAAACGUAUGCAAGUUCAAGAGCGUUUUAUUUCACAUCAGGCAAAUGUAACUCGAAUGCGCUUCUUUGAGUUAAGAGGUUAUGUUUUCCGUUGCGUUAGUUUCAUAGACUGCUUCUCGAAAACCAUCAAAGAAGAAAGGAUCAGGGGACUCUUCAAAGGACUGGUUCCUAGUACUAUGAAAGCUGGUACUAUGACGGCAAUUAAUUUUUGCGCUUAUGAACAAGUAUGUGUCUUUAUAGCCAAAAGACGCCCAGACCCAGCUGAAGAGCCAUGA
This is a messenger RNA of Gryllus bimaculatus (two-spotted cricket), 945 nucleotides long. The record is from the annotation of a GenBank genome assembly. Lineage: Eukaryota; Metazoa; Arthropoda; Insecta; Orthoptera; Gryllidae.